Messenger RNA from Elaeis guineensis (African oil palm), 3586 nucleotides. Its product is annotated as SAC3 family protein B-like. Gene Ontology annotation, biological process: mRNA export from nucleus. Gene Ontology annotation, cellular component: nucleus; cytoplasm; transcription export complex 2. The record is from RefSeq and is a predicted model, not a curated record. NCBI's taxonomy places the organism in Eukaryota, Viridiplantae, Streptophyta, Magnoliopsida, Arecales, Arecaceae.
AUUUUUUUAUUUUUUGGGCAUGGUAUUCAUUGUGAUGGCCCAAUCCACUUGACAGGCCAGGCCCAGCCGUGGCCCAGCCCAUCUGGACCACAACACAGAGCAGCGGAAGACUACCGUUGCGUCCUCCUCUCCGACGGAGUACGGUCACCGGCAAAGUCGGAUUCCGGUCACCGGACCGCAGGUCCCUCUAUAAAUAAGUCCCCUGUUCUGUCGAAUAGUCUUCGAUCGCUAUUCCUUUUCUCUUCUUGCUCCCUCUUUUCUGCCUUCGAGUUCAAUGAUCUCUAGCACUAUGCCCGCCGGAAAUCAAGCCCGCAGCAGUCGCCGGAGCCGAUUGCAAACUCAUGCAAACAUGCACUUUGAAAAUGGGAAUGCUCAAACUUUCAAAAGGAUAAGGUUACGCCCUUCGGCUUUUGAAAGCAAUCGCUCUGUCCGGAAGUCUGAUUUUUCUCAUGAAGAAGUGCAAAGGCCUGAUAUAUCCACUCCUAGAUUGGGCCGUCGAAGGAAAUCUCGAGUAAAUUAUGAUAAGUUCCCACCUCAACAGAGCAAUCACCAGAUUGUGUCUUAUUCUGACGCACAUGAUAGUGGAACUUCAUCUCCACCGAGGCCUUCUUUUCGUAAUGGAACCAAAAGGGCAAGAUCUCCUGUACCUUCUGUUGAUGGUUUGGCAACAUCUUCUAUACAAUCUGAUUCUGAAAGGGAAAUGCAACCGAAGGCAAAGCGGUUGGCCCACUUCAAUGUUGAACUAAGCCAACCAAUUCCGAACCUGCAUGAUCUUGUUAAGCACGAACCUUCGGGAAAUAAGGAGAACCAAGCUUCUUUAGACAAAUGCAAUGCAGAUGAGCAUACUGAAUUAGCACGUGAUUUAUCUAGCGGUGACAAUUUGUUUGAUACUGAAGGCCCAGAAUCAUCUCAAGUUGUGGUUGGGCUUUGUCCAGAUAUGUGUCCAGAAUCUGAACGGAAGGAGCGUGAAACCAAAGGAGAUCUGGAUAGGUAUGAGCGCCUGAAUGGAAAAAGAAACCAAACUACCAAAUUUCUUGCUGUCAAAAAGUAUCAUAGGACAGCUGAGCGAGAAGCUGACUUGAUAAGGCCUAUGCCAGUCUUGCAGAAGACGGUUGAUCAUCUUCUGAGUUUGCUGGAUCAACCAUACAAUGACAACUUUUUGAGUAUGUACAACUUUUUGUGGGAUAGAAUGCGGGCGAUAAGGAUGGACCUCAGAAUGCAACAUAUUUUCAACCAACAGGCUAUCAUCAUGCUUGAGCAGAUGAUAAGACUCCACAUCAUUGCUAUGCAUGAGUUUUGUGAAUACAAGAAAGGCGAGGGCUUUUCAGAAGGAUUUGAUGCACACUUGAACAUCGAACAAAUGAGCAAGACAUCAGUUGAGUUGUUUCAAAUGUAUGAUGACCAGAGGAAGAAGGGAAUCAAUGUUCCAACAGAAAAGGAGUUUCGUGGUUAUUACGCACUUCUCAAGUUGGAUAAGCAUCCAGGAUACAAAGUGGGACCUGCAGAGCUCUCACUUGACCUUGCUAAGAUGACUCCAGAGAUUAGAUGCACUCCAGAAAUUUUAUUUGCUCGAGAAGUAGCAAGAGCAUGUAGAAUAGGUAAUUAUAUCGCCUUCUUUCGCCUUGCAAGAAAAGCAACUUACCUGCAGGCCUGCUUGAUGCAUGCUCACUUUGCCAAGAUAAGAACAAAGGCACUUGCUGCUUUGCACAGAGGUCUUCAGAAAAACCAUGGAAUUCCCAUUGCACAUGUUGUGGACUGGCUAGGCAUGGAGGAGGAGGAUGUUGAAGGUCUUCUGGAAUAUCAUGGGUUUGUUUCGAAAAAAUAUGAAGAGAUGUAUAUGGUGAAGGAAGGUCCAUUUCUUAAUGGUGACGUAGAUUUUCCAACCAAGUGUGCGAAACUUGUGCACCUCAAGAAGUCCAAGAGGAUUAUUGAUGAUGUUUAUUCUGAGGCUGUCACACAAGCUGAAGAUGAUUCUGUACAAAAUGAUGAGGAUGAACAAAUAACUGAAUUAAAUGGACAAACCUCCAUGGGUCAGGAAAUCUUGCCUCAAACGGAGACAACUAUAGUUCAAGCUGGAGCACCUGGAUUCUCAAACUCCAAGCUCAUAGUCGAGAAUACAGCCCCUCAGACAGAAGUAGGCAAAAGCCUAGAAAAUGAAGCAUCAAAAAUAAUUUUGUGUCCCAAGAAUGAAGUUGCCAGUGAAAAGCUGAAGUUGAUUGUAAGAAAAUGGAAGCAGAUAACAUCCUUGUGGAGGAAAAACAGGGAACAAAUUGAGUUCCUUGCAAGUUCAUUGAGUUCACUCUCCUUAGGACCACCAGAACAACAAAUUGAAGCAGUGAGACCACCAGAACAAAAAAUUGAUGAAGUAAGACCACCAGAACGACAAAUUGAAGAAGUAAGAACACCAGAAGGACAAAUUGAAGCUGCGAGGCCACCAGAACGACAAAUUGAAAAAAUAAGAUCGCCAGAACAAAAAAUUGAAGAAGUAAGACCACCAGAACGACAAAUUGAAGAAGUAAGACCACCAGAAGGACAAAUUGAAGCACGGAGACCACCAGAACAACAAAUUAAAAAACCACCAAGACAAGCCAGAAGCAAGCUCAACAUUGAUUACAUUGUGAGAGAGAGAUAUGCAAGACAUGAGAAAUCAUGGUCAACACUGAAUGUCUCAGACCUGGUUGCACCAAUUUUAAGUGCAAAAAAUCCCGUUGCCAGAUGCCUUUGCUGGAAGUUGCUUGUCUGUGUCCAAGGAACUGACACAAUGGGUCAAACCAAUCUUUUGGCUUCAAGAUGGUUGCUCUCAAAACUCAUGGGGUCUGGUAAAGAAAAUGAUGAACUGAUGGUUUCAUCUUCUCACUUAUCGAUAUGGAAGAAAUGGAUCAACAGAAAUAGUUCUUCCAGGAAAUGCGUCAACAGAAGUAAUUCUUCCAGGAAAUGGGUCAACAGAAAUAGUUCUUCUGAAGCCUGCUGUUUAUCUGUCAUUAGGGAGGCAAUGUUUGUCCAUAAGGAGCCAUUUGCUUAUGAUGAUAUUUUUGCUGGUGCAAGCUGCAUUAUGUUUCUGGUAUCAGAAAGCAUUCCAUGGGAAAUUCAAAGGGUUCGGCUUCAGAACCUUUUAAUGUCUGUACCUUCUGGAUCGAGCCUACCUCUUUUGAUAGUAGUUGAUCCUUUCACUUUCUAUAUUCUUCGCUUGAUGAACUUAGAUGCUGUGGAAUCACCGUUUACAGAGAGGGAAGAUGAACCUUUGGUUGACAUAUGUUGCUUUGAUAAGACAGGAACUCUCACAUCUGAUGACAUGGAGUUUCAAGGAGUUGCUGGUUUGGCUAAUAAUGCAAAUUUAGAAUCAAAUACAAACAAAUUGCCUGCACAAAUAGUUGAAGUUUUAGCAGCCAGCUAUGCAUUGGUAUUUGUAGAGAAUAGACUGGUUGGUGAUGCUCUUGAAAAGACUGCACUUAAAAGAAUAGCUUGGAUAUACACAUCUGAUGAGAAGGCAAUGCCCAAAAGGUCAGGUGGACAUGCUGUGCAUAUUAUACAGAGACACCAUUUUGCAUCUCACUUAAAAAGAAUGGCUGUUGUUGUUCACAUUUAG